Messenger RNA from Strongyloides ratti, 999 nucleotides. RefSeq names its product Serine/threonine-protein phosphatase PP1-beta catalytic subunit. Gene Ontology annotation, cellular component: cytoplasm; nucleus. Gene Ontology annotation, molecular function: protein serine/threonine phosphatase activity. Bases 1 to 999 code for a protein of 332 amino acids. Lineage: Eukaryota; Metazoa; Nematoda; Chromadorea; Rhabditida; Strongyloididae. The record is from RefSeq and is a predicted model, not a curated record. The transcript is spliced from 5 exons.
AUGUCAGCAGAAGGAGAUCUCAAUGUUGAUGGACUUAUCACAAGACUUCUCGAAGUCAGAGGAUCAAGACCUGGUAAAACUGUUACAAUGUCAGAACAAGAAAUUAAGGCCCUUUGCUUUAAAUCUAGAGAGAUCUUUUUAUCACAGCCAAUACUGUUGGAGCUUGAAGCACCUUUAAAAAUUUGUGGUGAUAUCCACGGGCAAUAUAAUGAUUUACUUCGUCUUUUUGAAUAUGGAGGUUUUCCACCAGAAGCUAAUUACUUAUUUCUUGGAGAUUAUGUUGAUCGUGGAAAGCAAAGUUUGGAAACUAUUUGUCUUCUUUUGGCUUAUAAAAUAAAAUAUCCAGAAAAUUUCUUUUUACUCAGAGGUAAUCAUGAAUGUGCUUCUAUCAAUCGUAUUUACGGAUUCUAUGACGAAUGCAAAAGGAGAUUUUCAAUAAAACUUUGGAAAACAUUCACGGAUUGUUUCAAUUGUUUACCAAUCGCUGCCUUGAUUGAUGAGAAGAUCUUCUGCUGUCAUGGAGGAUUAUCUCCAGAUUUACAAAAUAUGGAACAAAUAAGACGAAUAAUGCGUCCUACUGACGUACCAGAUACCGGCUUAUUGUGUGAUCUAUUGUGGUCUGAUCCAGAUAAAGAUGUUUCCGGAUGGGGAGAGAAUGAUCGUGGUGUAUCAUUUACAUUUGGUGCCGAUAUUGUAGCUAAAUUUCUAGGACGCCAUGAUUUAGAUUUAUGUGUCAGGGCUCAUCAAGUAGUUGAAGAUGGAUAUGAAUUCUUUGCCAAGCGUCAGCUUGUUACACUUUUCUCAGCUCCAAAUUAUUGUGGAGAAUUCGACAACGCCGGAGGAAUGAUGACUGUUGAUGAAACACUUAUGUGCUCAUUCCAAAUUUUGAAACCAUCAGAAAAAAAGGGCAAAUAUCAGUAUUCUGGGAUGAACAGCGGAAGACAAGUGCAGUCACCUCAGCGCGGAAGCGCUGCACCAGCGGGUCAAAAGAAGAAAUAA